AUGACACUAAGGUAUAGGCGGUUACGUCCAGAGGCCAUAAAGGAGCACGGCUCUCUCAACACCGACGGGAAGAGCAGCGUCUCGUACGGCGUACUCUUCGAUAAGACCGCCAACACCCUCGAAGCAUUGAACGGAACGUUGCGUGCGGCAAAGCGCCAGAAGAAGAUUGCCUUUGAUGGUGAGCUGCUGAUGAUGCCUAGGGAUAAGGAUGUACAAGUUAUAUUACUAGAGGCGUAG
Messenger RNA from Guyanagaster necrorhizus, 237 nucleotides. RefSeq lists its product as uncharacterized. The record is from RefSeq and is a predicted model, not a curated record. Lineage: Eukaryota; Fungi; Basidiomycota; Agaricomycetes; Agaricales; Physalacriaceae. Bases 1 to 237 code for a protein of 78 amino acids. The transcript is spliced from 3 exons. Gene Ontology annotation, biological process: regulation of actin filament-based process.